AUUUCGAGAUGAGAUGCGAAAUGGUGGGCAAAAACGAUGAUUUGUGCAAAAAGCCAUAGACGAAAACCUAGCAAACAAUAACUAAACACAAAAGUUGUAGAAUGGAGAGUGGGGUAAAAGAAGGACUUGGAACUUUCCCACUUGCACUUGGAGGAGUGUGAGAGUCACUAAUGAGUAGUACCUAUAAUUGCACUUCCUCAGGAUAAACACUCGUGCAAGUCAUCCUCCUUAAACGUCAUAAUAUCACCAGGGAAUAUAUAUUUUCCCGCAUGUGCAUCCAAAUACAACAAUAAUGAAAAAUCAUACCCAAUCACCUUUUCGAACCAUCAUAAGGCAUAUCAACGGUCAAGCCCACAAUUUGCAACAUAUACACAAUCAUCAGCAUAAACAAGGUCCAUAAGGAUUAGGGCAAGACAAUAAUAUCAUACAACAGUCCAGGGUUCAGCAUAUAGCACAAAAGAUCAUACACCCCUAAUCAUGUCAUUCUAGUUCACCUAGGUCAAUUCUAAGCAUCAACAUAAUUAUCGUGAUACGACAAACCCGGUAUGCCGUGCUAAUCCCUCACCAGUUCUGGUCGUUCAAACACUGGUUUAACCUUCUCGUACUAAAGCGUCAAUUUCACGAACGAACCCCGAAUUAAAAUCCGAGACCGUCCUAAUAUCCCCUGCAGUAUCCCAGUCAAUAUUAGUUCUAGGCUCCGGGUCAAAUUCUUGAUAAAAACACAUCAAACCCUGGCCGGAGCUAAAUUCAACGAUCCCGACCCCGAUCUAAAUAAUAGCCAAAAUUCAUGGAUUAGAAAUAGAGGAUUGAUUACCUCGCUGCAGUAAGCUCGUAUAUGAAAUUUGGGCUCAAUCCGGCUUCCGGAUACUCCAAAACCCUAAUUUGGCUUAUCGGGAAUUCAAGAAAUUCCUGAACCAAAAACUCGUUUUAAAGCUCUAAAUCGAUAAACGACGAUGAAUGAAUGAAUUAGGCAUUACUUACGGGAUUUUUGGAUCACUAGAGCUUAAGAAUUGAGCUCGGAGAAUUUUUAUGUUCCCUCCCCUGCGCGCCCUCUGCUUCUUGGUUUCUCUCGGUGUAGAAUAGAAGAUGAUGAGAAUUAAAAUGGACAGGGAAGGAAGGAUUAUAUAUAGGCCGCACGUAUAUAUAUAUAUAUAUAUAUAUAUAUAUAUAUAUAUAUAUAUGGUGCCUUCUACGGUACCCCGGGUGAAAUCUGGGGUAUCGCAUACCUUGAGUAUGAAAACGCUAUCUAGACCUCGAAUUAGCAGGAUUUUUGGGCAUGAUACUAUACCCUAACCCUUAAUGAGUGAACCCUAGGUCCUAAUCAUCUAAAUCAUAAACUAAAAACCCUAAGAUGGUGUAUUACUUUUUUUUUCCUAUAUUUGGACGAAUCAUAACCGUUGAUUAUUGUUUCUAAUUAAAUUGUUCUUGGGGUAUAAGAUUUAGAGAAUUAAGACCUAGAUUUUGAUCUUUAUGGGUUAGAGUAUAGUAUAAUGUCCGAAAGAUCAGUCAAUUCAAGUUCUAGAUAGCGUUUUCUUACUUAAGGUAUGCGGUACCCCGGAUUUCACCCGGGGUACCGUAGAACUCUCCAUAUAUAUAUAUAAAUAAUUAAUACGUAUACUUAUCCGAUCGAUCGAUAAUCCGAUUUUCGUCGAAAUACUAUCAAAACGCUCGAUUUUAAAUCGCGAACUUUAUAGCAAUCGAAAUAUGAGUUUUGCCGAAACGGGAUGUUACAUGCAUUCACCCCAAAACUGAAUCGGUAAACCUAAGUGAAAAUGAAGCGCCCUUGCUCUAUCAAGUAUAUAUAUGUGUUUCACGACAGGAUGUUUGAAGUGCUAACCCUGCCUGCUCAUAGUAAUUUUGCAGGUCAAUGACAUUGAAUUCACGGCCAUUAUCGCUUUCAAUGUGACGAGAUGGCUUUCAUGUUGGGUGCGCACCUGAUUGCAGAACACUCUAAGAUAUCAUAAUACUUCUGUCUUUUUCCUUUAAGAGAUAAACCCACACAGUUAUGAUAACAUCAUCCAUAAUUGAAAGAAAAUAAUGAGCUUGACAAAAAGAGGCUUGAUCAUAGCCGACCCGUUUCUAAUGUGUAUGAGUUCAAAACAAGAUUGUGGCCUUAAUUUUACUGGAAACAAAAGGCAACAGAGUUUGCUUGGCCCAUAAACUAGAUAGACAGGGGGUCUUUAUUGAUGACUAAUGUGGUAAAAAGAUAAGGUUGCAGAGCUUACAACUUUAUUGUUGACGGAUGUCCAAUUUUCGAAUGCUAGAGUGUUGAGUUCCUAAAAGCUUGAUUAGCUGUGAAUGCCACCAGAUGACACCCAUCAAACAUAUGCAAGUAGUAGAGACCAUCAACAUGUUUAUCCAUCCCAAUCAUCUCUAUGAAGCUUAAGUCUUGAUCAACACAAAAGUGAAUUGAGAAAAUCACACCCACUGCAUGAUAUGUCGUGAGACGUCUAACUGAUAAGAGAUUGCAUUGAAGAUUAGGAACAUGUAAGACAUGACGUAGUUUCAAGACAUUCAUUAACGUGGAGGUUCCAAUGCCAUGAAGUGGAAUACCCAAACCAUGCAAACCAGACUUGGUCUCCAAAUCACCAUGAAGCAACGAGUUAUCUGUAACAAUAUGUUUAGUAAAGCAUGAAUCAAUAAUCAUAUAGAUGAUAAUUUAGCAAAAAAUGUACCUAACAAACUUACCUUGGGCUUUGCGUUGGCUGCGUGUCUAGAAUUUGAUUACUGUUUAUCGCUAAAAAUAUCACUUAGUACCGCAUUGAUUAUUUUCAGGGUGUGGUAGUGGUUUAUAAGGUCAACUUAACCAUAUUAAAGAAAAAGACUGCUUGUGGACUCAAGUCAUGCGAUCGAAGUACGGGAAGCAACGGGAAGGUCUUGAAGUGCUUCGGCCUGUUAAGGGAGGUUCCUUUACCUGGAACAGUUUGAAUAAAGCCUCAAACCUUCUUCGGAAGGGCUGUGCGUGGAAUAUUCAUAAUGGGAAAGGAGCUAAGUUUUGGCGUGAUGUUUGGCUUUUGCAGGUUCCUUUGACCGAGGUGGCGCUUCAACCGGUAACGGAGGAGAUGCUGAAUGCGCAUGUGGCGGAUUAUGUUGAUGAAGAAGGUAGCUGGGACAUCGAUCGCUUGGAGGCUUGGCUCCCUCCCGAGGUGCUCCAAAAGAUCACGGCGAACUUGGUGGAUCCCCUCUCUCUGGAAGAAGACACUAUCCUCUGGACCGCUUCCUCGAAUGGCCACUUCUCAACCUCCCCGGCCUACAGUCUAGCCUUACCUCCAAGGCACGACCCGAAUGAGAAGAUGUGGCGAACCAUUUGGAAGCUCCCGGUUGCAGAAAGAGUCAGGUGUUUCGUUUGGCUGGUGUCCCUUGGGCGCAUCGCGACUAAUGCUCUCCGCUAUUCCCGUAAAUGUGCGGAGUCCCCCAUGUGCCUUAGAUGCGGGAACGAUGAAGAGACCAUCCUUCACUUUCUUCGGGAUUGCUACCCUGCUCGUUUCUUCUGGCUGAGAUGGAUCCCCCAGGCGGAGCAUCAGAGCUUUUUCAGCAGCAGUCGGGAAGAUUGGGUCCGAGACAACAUCCUUAAGGAGGAUGUGAUGGAGUCUGGUAUGAAUUGGAACAGCUUCUUUAGUACUGCAGUGUGGUGUAUCUGGAAGAACAGGUGUACAGGGUGUUUCCAGGUGUUGCAGAAGGUGCUUUCUGCACCCUCCCUUGCUUUCUCCAUCCAGCAAAAGGCUAUUUUGUGGCAUAAAGCUUGGCAGGCCCCUACGGUGAACUUUGGCCGCCAAGGAUCCAGGCCGGAGAGGAUUGAGACGCAGAUUCAUUGGAGUCCCCCUCGAAAUGGGUGGGUCAAGCUUAACGUGGAUGGGGCGUCGGCGGGCAACCCGGGGAUUGCUGGAGCCGGGGGUAGUAUCCGCGAUGAGCAUGGUAAGUGGAUCCGGGGUUUUGUUGCUAAAGUGGGUGAAGCCUCGGCGACCCUUGCUGAGCUCUGGGCUAUUUACUAUGGCCUUCAUCUCGCCAGGAAAGCCGGGUAUUCUUGUGUCCUUGUUGAGUCGGAUUCUCAGUUGGCUAUCGCUUUGAUCAAGAGUCGUCAUGACCCUGUUCAUCCCUACGCCGCUUUGUUGGCUUCGAUUCGGAGGUGUCUGGCGCAGGAUUGGUUGGUCAGCAUCGGGCAUGUGUAUCGAGAGGGGAAUAGAGUCGCGGACUGGCUCUCGAAGCACAGUCUCGUCUAUCCCCUGGGUAUGCAUGAACUUGUUGACCCACCGCCGGCGUUGGCUCCUAUUCUUAUGGAAGAUUGUAUGGGCAUUUCUUUUCAGCGUCGUGUUGUGACGCAUCCCUCUUCCUCUCUGUAAUCCUCUUUGCGGCUUCGGCCUCCCUUCAAUGCAAAAAAAAAAACUUAACCAUAUUAAUUAAAUGGGUUUAUGUUGGGCCUAAGUGAUGGAAUUUUGGGUUGUUCAUAUCUUCAUGCAAGGUGCCUCGGUACCCACCCCCUCGACACCAACCACCUAGGCACCCAACUAUCAAGCAGGCUAUGCCUUACCUUGCACUAGGGUGUCAAAUAUGAUUUCGUGCAAGGAUGGCCAUCAAACAUACAAAUACCCCUAGAAAGUGGCGGCAAAGGAAGGAGAAUUUGGCUAAGUGUUGAGACCCAACCACAAGGGGGGUCAAGCAUGAUGUCAUGCAAGGGGUGUCAAGCGUCAACCACCCAAGUGCGCAUGGGGGUGGAGAAAUUUGGCUAAGUAUUGAAACUCAACCACAAAGGGUUCAAUCAUGACAUCAUCCAAGAGGGCAAGCACCAAGUAGUGUGUCGCCUAUCUACCUUGUACUAGGGUGUCAAACAUGAUGUCGUGUAGAUAUGGCCAUCACAACUACCUUAUAGAGGUGGUAGGGAAAGAAGGAAAAUUUGGCUAAGUGUUGAGGCUCAACCACAAGGAGUGUCAAGCAUGACAUCAUCCAAGGGGGUCCACCAUGAUGUCAUACAAGAGGGGUCAUACUUAACAUCAUGCAAGGAGGGUUGGUGUUGGCAUUACUUUUCCACUCACAUAUCAAGUACCCAAACAAAGCAGGGGGUAUAUACAACGUGCCUUUAUCACAAGUAUCAGGCAUGCUAGGCCUCAUGGAUAGUUUUGCAUGGUACAUAGUAGACAAAGUCGUUAAGUUUCCAAGUGUCAACCAUGUAUAUCAUCAUUCAUCACAUGGUAGACCACCUUGUCAAGACCCUACAAGUAUGAUGCCACUCCCAUGGAGGUAUCAUGUUUGGUGAGUGAGGGCUUCACGCUUUGUGGUACUCAUGCGCAGGGACAGAGCCAGGAAUUCCAGAAAGGGGGGCCAGAAAUUUUUUUUAGAACUAAAUUAAUUUAAUAAUAAAACUAUAAUCUAUUAAAAUUUAAUUUUAUAUUAAUUAUAUUCUUUAAUAUCUUUAAAAUCAUCAAAAAUACCAUUUACAUUAAAUGGUCAUUACCAUAAUUUUCUCAACAUGAAUUGUACAUAUACAAUAUAAAUUUAAUUAGUAGAAUGCAGUUAGACAUGGUAUGUAACUCCUACCAAAAAACACAUGGUAUGUAACUCAACCAUUUUUUUUUAUGAAUCAGUUGCUUUCUAUUUCAUCAAAAGAAAAGGGGUUGCUGGGAACAUCCUUCCCAGCUAGGAUCAACCAAAAAUUAUUUGGUAUACAUCAGACUCAACUAAAACAAAACUGAACCUAUACACCUCGAAUAAAACUAGCAAACCGCAAACCUGCCAAAGACCAGAUUAUAUGAAUUUAUAGCCAGAAUUCAGCUGCUUCUUCCUCUUGCAACAUCAUCAAUACCUCACUUCGAAUUAUCUUCCUCAGACCUUCAACACUUUGACUCUACCCUUCAAACAGUCUAGUACACCUUUCUCGCCAAGCAUAGCUUAUCAGAGACUGCCAAAUAAGUUUUCCAUUCCCUGCCUUCGUCCCUUUCUUUCCAAACACAUCAAUAGCCCAUGUCAAUCCAUUCUCCCAAUCCCUCGGCAUAAAAUUAGAGAAAGCCCCCAGCAAAUCAUGGAAAAACUGCCUAAAAUAAUCACACUGGGAAAAC
Molecule: messenger RNA, 6050 nt
Organism: Linum trigynum
Lineage: Eukaryota; Viridiplantae; Streptophyta; Magnoliopsida; Malpighiales; Linaceae
Source: the annotation of a GenBank genome assembly